Molecule: messenger RNA, 1297 nt
Organism: Lytechinus variegatus (green sea urchin)
Lineage: Eukaryota; Metazoa; Echinodermata; Echinoidea; Temnopleuroida; Toxopneustidae
Product: NADH dehydrogenase [ubiquinone] 1 alpha subcomplex subunit 10, mitochondrial-like
Exons: 9
Coding region: 159-1268 (369 amino acids)
Biological process (GO): mitochondrial electron transport, NADH to ubiquinone
Cellular component (GO): cytoplasm
Source: RefSeq, a predicted model, not a curated record
ACGCUUGAUAACGAACGAGCUAUCGCAGGGGCUCGAGUCAGCAAGGGCAGAGAGGAAUCAAAUGGGUUUAACGGCGCCUAGCUGGCUAUCAGCGGGAAAGCUUCGGGUAUAGAUCAACUCAAGCCUCCGUACUCAUUGCUUGGCGAAGUGAAUCAAUCAUGGCGGCACAGCAGAUAUUUAGGGUUGGAGUUUCCUGCUCCAACGCCAAUUUGGCCGUGAUGAGACAGACUUUUUUGGUCGGAGCCACUUUAAAAGGAUCAUGUUCGGUGCAUUUAAAUCAACCUUCUCGAAACAGAGGCACAGAUAGCAUUCUCGGCAACUUCUUCGGCUACAAAUUCUUUGAUCGGUUCGAUGAACGGAGCAAGAUUGUUGUGCUAGAUGGCAACAUCGGUGCCGGGAAGACCAAACUGGCCAAGGGACUAGCCGACCAGCUUGGGAUGAAAUACAUGAAGGAGGCUACCAUUCAUUAUUUUGAUGAGAAAGAACUUGGAGAAGGAAAGAAAUAUGAUGACAAAUUCAUGGGGUCGUGCUCGUUGGAACGCUUCUAUGCUGAUCCCUUUGCAAAGGACGGGCAUUCCUUUCGCUUUCAGCUUGCCAUGUAUGCAGUUAGGUUCGUCCAGUAUGCAGAUGCACUACAACAUCUCCUAGAAACAGGUCAAGGUGUGGUGUUAGAAAGAUCAGUGUAUAGUGACAGUGUCUUCAUGGAAGCCAUGUUCAAAAUGGGCUACUUCAGAAGAGAAUGUUACGACUACUAUAAUGAAGUUCAAAAGAUCUCCCUGUACCGUCUCAAACCGCCUCACUGCGUCAUCUACAUGGACACACCCGUUUCAGAUCUUAUUGACAGUGUCAAGUCUAGAGGUUUGGAAUACGAGCAGAACAUCCCUGUUGAAUACCUUGAAGCAUUAGAGGAAGAAUACAAACACAAGUUCCUACCAGCUAUGCAGGAGACUUCAGAGGUCAUGGUCUAUGACAAGAAUGCUCCUCGCGAUGUAGAAAGGGUGGUAGAAGAUUUUGAUAUGCUUAAGUUUGAGCACCUACCCUGGAAUGAGAUGACUGAUGACAACUUUGACAAGCUUUACAGAUUUGUCCGUGACAAGAGGAGGGUAGCACAGUGCAUGUGGAUGCCCAAGUACCUCCCUGAGAUUACCUUUGGUGCUGAACAGUUCAACGAUCUCACUGUUGAGUUUGAAGAGAAGCAUUCAGUAGGAAAAGGUUAUGCACCAGACUUAAAUCCGGACCAGCCUUUCUCCAAGCUUUUCUUCAAGUAGAACCUUUGCAAUCCAUCAAGAAGUCAACC